Molecule: messenger RNA, 842 nt
Organism: Contarinia nasturtii (swede midge)
Lineage: Eukaryota; Metazoa; Arthropoda; Insecta; Diptera; Cecidomyiidae
Product: chondroadherin-like
Exons: 1
Molecular function (GO): protein binding
Source: RefSeq, a predicted model, not a curated record
AGAGUGCACUUCAAAACGUUCAGACAUUUGUUAAAAUGAGCAAAAUGAAAUCCAUGGUGAUUUACUUGUUUUUAAAUUUUUGUGCGUUUGAUUGUGUUGUUCAUUCGAAAAAACAUCAAUUUAUUAGUGAUUGCCAUUACGAUGGAAGCGCAGAAAGGGGAAAAUAUCCUUUAACAUUCAUUUGCAAUGAAAAUCUUGGGGAAAGAAACUUUUUUGUAAACACUUUGCAUUAUUGCACAGGCCAAUCAGACUUUGAUAACUAUAAUAUUGGCUCAAUAAAUUUUAAAAAUUGUGAACUGUCCAAAAUUGCCAGCAACUUUUUCAAAAUUUAUAAAAAUGUAUUCGAAUUGAAUAUGUCAAACCUCGGCGUUGAGACAUUGCAACCUGAAAGUUUUAAAAGUGGUACCCAAUUGAUGAAAUUAAGUGCAUCCCACAACAAAAUCACUGAAAUUCCCGCUGAUUUACUAAUAGAAGCAGUUAAUCUAAAUACAUUGGAUUUAUCAAACAAUCAAAUAAGCCGAUUUGAUCCAAAUGCGUUCUCCCUUGGAAAUAGUUUAAAAUACCUGUAUCUUGAAUCAAAUAAUAUAAGUGAAUUAAGUGCCGAAAUGUUUAAUGAAUUAACCGAAUUGGAAUAUGUUGAUGUCAGUUACAAUCAAGUCACCAAAAUACCGGCCAAUUUGUUUGACGAAUGUAAACAACUCCUUAACUUCAAUUGUUCAUAUAAUAAAAUCAAUCACUUUGGACCGGAUAUUUUCCCUGCAAGCAAUUUAUUAAACAUAUUGGAUCUGUCUCAUAACAACAUCAGUGAAUUGCAUGUCAGCACAUUUCAAACGCUCACUGAA